AUGAAACAGCAGCAUUUUCAGCCAACGUCAACAUCAAAUACUGCCGGACAUCAUCCUCCCAAGAACUCCGAUCACCCUCCUGCGUCUUCCGCGGCACACCAGAUAGCGCAACACGCCUCGCUGGUGCCGCAAAGUGCUUCGCCCCAGACGGCUUCGCUGCUGAUGGCCGAACUGGCCAAGCCGAUCUCCCAGACAGACGAGGCGGGCUAUAUCUACAUGUUUUGGCUUACGCCAGAGUCGGGUACACCUGCACCAACGGCCUCGGCUGCCCGCUCUUUGUUGGUGCCGUCAGGACAGCCAAUAACCGGAGGGCAACGCCGUGGCAGCGACGUGCUAGAAUCAUACGCAGCUGCACAACCAAAGACAAGAGGCGUUGGUGGUGGCGGCGGCACAGGUACACUACUCCUCAAGAUUGGGCGUGCCAACAACGUCCAGCGGCGGCUGAAUGAGUGGAAGCGGCAGUGUGGGUACGAUCUAUCCUUGAUUCGGUACUACCCUUACAUUUCGUCGGCCUCGGCUACUUCUGGCGACGGAGAUCCCAGCACAGCUCUGCCACGCAAACUACCGCACAGCCACAAGGUCGAGCGGCUGAUUCACAUUGAGCUUGCUGGCCGGGGGCUACGGAUCAUGGACGGGGAAAAAUGCCCGGCUUGUAACAGAGAGCACCGUGAAUGGUUUCAGGUGGAGGCCACUCGCAAGGCGGUGAUGGAGGUGGACGAGGCCAUUCGGCGCUGGUCAGAUUGGGACGAGGGCCGUCUACGGGGAGCCAAGUGA
Molecule: messenger RNA, 774 nt
Organism: Grosmannia clavigera kw1407
Lineage: Eukaryota; Fungi; Ascomycota; Sordariomycetes; Ophiostomatales; Ophiostomataceae
Exons: 1
Coding region: 1-774 (257 amino acids)
Source: RefSeq, a predicted model, not a curated record